Messenger RNA from Penaeus vannamei (Pacific white shrimp), 3334 nucleotides. RefSeq lists its product as uncharacterized. The record is from RefSeq and is a predicted model, not a curated record. NCBI's taxonomy places the organism in Eukaryota, Metazoa, Arthropoda, Malacostraca, Decapoda, Penaeidae.
ACGCCAUGCCAUUCCUAUGCAAAUCAACGCUUGGAGAUCGUUGAAUGUCUGAGCGGUCCUCCAAUAUAAGUAACAGGUCUUGUGGAGUGUUGUAUAUGAUGGAGGCCAUUUGUGAAUGAAUUGUCUCUACUGCCUGAGAUAAACAUUAUCGGCAGUUAUCUCUGCAUCUUAGAAGACAGCAAGCAACAUGGCGUCAAAGGCCGAGGAGUGCGAAAUUUGCCUUGUAAUGUUUGAUGGUAACAAUAGAAGGCCUCGGAUCUUACCCUGCGGCCACACCUUCUGUUCGCUCUGCAUCGCGAACCUUCUCCAGAACGGCUCAGUGAACUGUCCCAAUUGCCGCGUCCAGCAUAGCGCCUCGAACGUCGACGACUUCCCGGUUGUGUUCGUCUUGGAAGAUUUCAUUAAGAAAUUUUGCCUCAAUGCAGGCGGUGGGAACAAGAGGCCGGCUGCAGGACAACCUCCGUGGAAGAGAUUGGGGAGGAAAAUUGUUGAAGUGAGGGAAGAACAAGAGGCAUCCCUUCGCAACUUCAGAUUCGGUUUUAAGGCCAAGCUGUCUCAACUAGAGGAUUAUGCCACUAGCCUUUACGUUUGGGAGUGCCAACAUGGGGAACUUGAUGCCAAACUUCGCGACGUGCUGGAGAAACAGAAGAUUAUUAAACUAAUGUUGGAAGAAGAGAAAAGAUUAGUAAAAGAACACCAGCACGAGGGACGGGAACACCAAAUACUACUGGACGGAGCAGCAACAUCACUUGAUACAGCCGGGACAAUGCAGGAGCUGAUGGCUAUCGUGGACACGGCCGAGCAAGUAAGACUUGUGGCCGAAGACUGGAUUCAGCGAUGUAACGAGGCGUUUCCCAAUGUCAGCGUUAUCCAGAAGUCUGCCAAAACGCGUGCAGCCCUUAAGGAAACCCUGAAUAUAAUAAGCGAAGGCAUGACCUGUGAAGAGACCUCCAAUGACGACGUACUGGCCACUAGUGAUGGCGCAAGAAGCAGUGUGUCGAGUGCCCAUGAGGUCAUGACAGAUCCUUCGCUGUCUAUCCCUAAGAAAGUCGAACGCAUAAUAAAUACUCUGUUAUCAAAGCUGACAGUUGGCCGCGUCCUGCAGAAAGACGGCCCAGUGAAAGACCUCUUGAACGCUGGUGAAGUAUUCGCGGUGAAGAAUCACCGCCGAUGCCCUCGCUCUGCCAAGAUCAGCCGAAUCGGCAACGAGAUCUACGUCCAUCACCUGAAAGACGCGCGUCCUCCGGCCAGCGCCCACACGAUCCCGUUCCAAGAAAUGGCAACCUCCUUUGACUUGUCCUCCACUCAGGUUUUCCUGGAGCUAGUAUGGCAAAACUCACCGCCACGCCGAGUGCAAAUACGACUCUGCCGUGACAACUGGCUGGCGAAGCAGUUCCUUAUGAUGUGCACGGGGGAGACGGGACCCUCCUUCGCCAAUACAGGAAUGUUUAGUGAUGGUUAUAGGGGCUAUCAACAAGAGUGUAUACUGGGAGGAGAUUACGAUGGUAAAAAGGGAAAGGCGAUCAUAGCACCAGAUGGAAACCCCAAGGAGAAAGUGCCGGAGCGCGCUGGGGUUGUGAGGCAGUAUGGCCCAGGAAACAGUACGCAAUUUUCCGUCGUUAUAGGAAGUGGUCGACCUAACGUUGAAGUUGAUAAGGUCUUUGGCUAUGUCGAAAAUGGCUUAGAAGUGCUCAUGUCCGCAGCAAAGGCCCAAUUUCAAGAGAAAGCCAAUGUGGUCGUUGUUGACUGUGGUGCGGUGAUACCUCUUUGAUCACCUAUGAAAUCGUGUGAUUACAAGUGCUGUGUUUGUGUUUGUGUUAUAGAAGUGGAGACCGUCAAAGAUAUCGAGAAACAGUACGUAUAAAAACAGUUAAAAAAAAUAACAUCUCUUAUAUUGACAAUUCUAUAUCUCUAUGCAAUAUUAUAGGAAUCAAAAUGUGUGACUUACCAUGGACGUGAGAAAGCAUUUUUACUGGGUAAUUGCGCAGUUUACAUUUGGAAUCUGUGUGGUGUUUAUACUGAUCACUUGCCAAGAAAAUCUUGAAGAAAAUGAGAGUUGAGUGUGAGUAACAUUUUGGUGAAGGACCAUUCUCUUGUUCCAAGAAAUGGCAACCUCCUUUGACCUGUCCUCCGCUCUGGCCUUCCUGGAGCUAGUAUGGCAAAACUCAACGCCACGUCGAGUGGCGACUUUGCCGUGGCAACUGGCUGGCGAAGCAGUUCCUGAUGAUGUGCACGGGGGAGACGGGUCUCUCAUACGCCGAACGGAAAAGCAGUGCGACUCACGGAAUACCUUUCCAGCAUUUUAGACUUUGUGUUACGAUAAUGAGUUAAGUUGCUCAAACCUUAACCCAUAACUUUCAUAGCUCGACAAACGAAUGCAACCAUCAGACUAUCUCAGACAAUGCUUACUCUCAAUAACCUCUACAGUGGAGUAAAACUGUUGAAGGCAAGCCAUCGUCUGGUUCACAUUCUUUAUAUAAUUCACCCUUAUUUUUUUCAACGGUCCAAAAUGUAGGCACAUGUACUUAUAGUCAUUAUUGGUCAUUAUUGUCGCUAAUGCUAUCAGGGAAUGAACAAAAAAACUUAUGCCUUGGAAAUUAGUUUGUUGUAUACUUUACCAUAAUGCAAAACACAAAGUCUUUCUCAUGCUCAAUCUAUCUGCAAGACGGAAAAGACAAGCUGCAGAGAAAACAAGUUGUUCUCUCGCUGAACCAUACCUUUUUGCUGUAAAUAUGAGAUGGAAUUCACCAAACCAGCAGGCCAAACAACCUGUAAUACAAGGUCCCUCAAACCUUCUUACCGACUUAAGCCUCUGCUUCAAUGCCUGCCUCAGUUUCAGUACCUGCUUCAUCAAUGGCUUCAGUUCUGGCUUCAAUUCCAGCUUCAGCACCUGUUUCAACAAUUGCUACUGUUCCUGCCAGUACUCCCGCAGAUGAUGAGCACGACGCAGCAUCAGAUUGUACAACUAUCAUUCAAGUUUACACCAGUGUUUGGACAAAAGAGCAGUUUACCUCAUUACAACCUGUAGUAAUGACUUUGAGUGAACUGCCAUUGCUUGUAAGAUAAGCAGUUAAAAGAAAUGCUGAUCAUAUUAUUGCAUUAAUAGCACAGAUGUAAUUCUAUAUGAUUAGGCUAAAAUUCAAUUAGUCAUAAUCAAUGUUACUAAAUGAGAUGCAGUGCAGCCCUAUAUGCAUAUACACUUAAUAUGCAACUAUAGCCUUUUUAAUUCAGCCAUUGGGAGAUAAGCCAGAUUGGUUAAAUGCACGAAAAACUUUAACUGGCUUUUUGCAAUGUAUGUAAAUUGCUAUUUAAAUAAAUAUUCAAAAGGCAGUCA